Messenger RNA from Oldenlandia corymbosa var. corymbosa, 2302 nucleotides. The record is from the annotation of a GenBank genome assembly. NCBI's taxonomy places the organism in Eukaryota, Viridiplantae, Streptophyta, Magnoliopsida, Gentianales, Rubiaceae.
AGCAAUUGUCCUUUUUUCUUUCUUUUGUUUGGUAAAUAUAAUGAAAGUAUACGGUGAGAUUCAACUAAUAAUUCUGCAGGAAUUUGAAAAAUGGCACCAUUAAUAAAUGAUUACUCAAAAGGAAGAGCAAACUUAAUACCGUUAAAGUGGUCAGUUUCUUGUUUGCGUCGGUGGCUUUCAGUAAAACCUUUUGCUAGAUCUCUUCCCUCGUUUUCUUUCCUUCUUGCUAAUAUCCUUACUCUUUCCCCUGUCAAUUUGGAAUUCGAUUCUGAAAAAGGCGCUUAAAUUGUUACCAUUUAUAGUAUGCAGUAGAAGGGCUAAGUGUUUUUUUUGUUCUAGCUUUCCGGGGUAGAGAAGAAGGUUUUAUUAAUGAGGCGGAGAGGUCCAGAUUUCCGGCGGCCGGUGAGGCGGCGAUUCUCGAAUGUCUUCUGGUUAACCCUUUUUGGGUUAUUAAUUUUGCUGCUAAUUAUCAUGCUGAGCAGAGAUAGCCAUGAGCCCACCUCGAGAUCGCCAUUAAAUAAGAGACCUUUUAGACAUGACAGAAGUGUAGAAGGCUUAAACAUUACCGAAGAAAUGUUGAGCGCUGAUUCCGUUGCAAGGCAACUGAAUGAUCAGAUUUCUCUUGCCAAGGCAUUUGUUGUAAUUGCAAAAGAAAGUAACAAUCUCCAAUUUGCAUGGGAACUCAGUGCUCAAAUACGUAAUUCACAAGUCCUCCUCUCAAAUGCUGCCUUGAGAAGAACUCCGUUGACUGUUGGAGAAUCAGAAGCAUCAAUUCGUGAUAUGGCCCUCUUGCUCUACCAAGCACAACAGCUACUUCAUUAUGACAGUUCAACGAUGAUCAUGAGACUGAAAGGUAAAAUCCAAGGUCUUGAGGAACAGAUGAAUUCCAUCAAUGAGAAGAGUUCGAAAUUUGGACAAAUAGCCGCUGAAGAAGUUCCCAAGAGCUUGUAUUGUCUUGGUGUUCGGCUGACAACUGAAUGGUUCAAGAACUCAAAUUUACAGAAGAAAUUGAACAGUGAAAGUAAUACAGCUGCGAAACUGGUAGAUAACAAUCUGUACCACUUCUGUGUCUUUUCUGAUAAUGUCCUUGCGACUUCAGUGGUUGUGAAUUCCACCGCUCUGAAUUCGAAAAAUCCUGAUAUGGUUGUCUUUCACCUUGUCACUGAUGAGGUGAACUACGCUGCAAUGAAGGCCUGGUUCAGCAUGAACAGCUUCCGAGGUGUGAUUGUUGAUGUCCAAAAGUUUGAAGAUUUUAGCUGGUUGAAUGCUUCUUAUGUUCCUGUUUUAAAGCAGCUUCAAGACUCCGAAACUCAGAGCUACUACUUUUCUGGCAGUGGUGGUGAUAACCGGACACCAAUUAAAUUCAGAAAUCCCAAGUAUCUGUCCAUGCUUAACCACCUCAGGUUCUACAUACCAGAAGUGUUUCCGGCUCUGAAGAAGCUAGUUUUUUUGGAUGAUGAUGUCGUUGUUCAGAAGGACCUGUCACCUUUGUUCGCCAUCGAUCUAAAUGGCAAUGUCAAUGGUGCUGUUGAGACAUGCAUGGAGACUUUCCAUAGAUACCACAAGUACUUAAACUAUUCUCAUCCUUUAAUACGUACUCAUUUUGAUCCUGAUGCAUGUGGUUGGGCAUUUGGGAUGAAUAUAUUUGACCUAGUUCAGUGGAGAAAAAGGAAUGUCACCGGCAUUUAUCACUACUGGCAGGAAAAGAAUGUAGAUAGGACAUUAUGGAAACUUGGUACGCUCCCACCUGGGUUAUUGACCUUCUACGGGUUGACAGAGGCAUUGGAUCCUUCUUGGCAUGUGUUGGGGUUGGGGUACACAAAUGUUGAUGCCCAAUUGAUAGAAAAAGGUGCUGUGCUCCAUUACAAUGGGAACUCAAAACCUUGGUUGAAGAUUGGGAUGGAGAAGUACAAACCUCUCUGGGAGAAAUAUGUGGAUUAUGGUCAUCCUCUACUACAACAGUGCAAUUUUCAUUGAUAACAUACACUUUUGUCUGUUUUCAUUACCGCCCACAGAGGGACUGCAGGUUUUUACAUGCAGAAAAAUCCAUAGGAAGUGCGAAGAUAUAGGAACUCAGUUCUAGUCCUUCGAAAAUGUUGUUGUAUGAUUCUUACCUUCAGUACCACUUCAAGUAGAAAAUAUAUUCAUUUUUCCUAUGAAAUUUAUGUCGUUCAACAUUACUUUUGAGAUAAUGCCACACCUGAUGUUCUCAUUAUGGAAGAAUACAUUGAUGGCAUUCCUCUGCCAUAAUGUGUACAGUUCUGAUUAUUCUUUGUUACCCCAUUUAAUGAUUAAUUAUUUC